AUGGCAGGCUCCGGGGGAAAGAGCAUCUUCCCUGAAAACCCCUACCACAUCCCUGGCUAUGGGGGCUACGUCCCUCAGUUCACCUUCACCUUUGGGGACACCUAUGGCAGGACCACCCAUGAGCUGCUGACAGAUCCCAGUGUCAGGAAGAGCCCUCGCUCCCUGCUGGCACCACUGGACUCCAAGGAAAACCUCCUCCAGUACCAUUACCACAUCGACCACCCAGGUUAUGUCACCUACCAGACCAUCACGAGCCCUCCCGAGAUCCCCCUGGGAUUUGAUUUCUCUCUUUGUUUUGAGCAGCUGGAAACCGGAGGUGUGGCACUGCCAGGAGGGGUUGCAGCAGCAGAUUACACCUUGCCAGUGCUGCCAGUGCCCAAUGCCAUCCGACAGAAAGUCACUUUAGGGUACACUGGCUACAUCCCCUGCUCCCUGGACAACGUUGGCAUGACCUACCUGCUGGGUGUGAAGAAAGCCAUGCAGGAAUUUGACCGUCGCCAGCUUUUGGAGAGAAAUCCACCUUACACGUUGGGCAGGAGGUUCCCCCUGACACACUGGCCAGACACCAAAAUUUAUACCCGUGCUGGACUCAUCCCCAACUACAUGGGCUUUGUACCACAUCUGCAGGACAUCUGUGGGCUCACCUAUGGGGACGGCACGCGGGAGUCGUACCGCUGGGAACAGAGGAGACGGGGACUUGCACUGUGAAAACUGCUUUAAUGGUGCCUGUACAGCAUUGGGAGUGACUCGGAAACAGCAAUAAUAACACAACACAAACAGAACUUUUUGAAUGAGAGAGUUCAUACAACUUUAAA
Zonotrichia albicollis (white-throated sparrow) is the source of this 815-nucleotide messenger RNA. Lineage: Eukaryota; Metazoa; Chordata; Aves; Passeriformes; Passerellidae. The record is from RefSeq and is a predicted model, not a curated record.